GGCGGGGCCAGCGGAGCAGGGGCGUCACGUGACGCGGCAUGGAGGCGGCGGCGGCUGAGGCGAAGAGCCUCGUCCUGAGGAGCCGAGGGCGGCCGCGGAGGCGACGCGCGGAGGGGCGUUAAGCGGAGGCCUGAGGCGGCUCUUGCCGGGCGGAGGCGGCGGCGGCGGCGACGCGGACGACGACGACGGCGGAGGGAGCGGCCCGCCCGCCAUGGACUGAGGGGAGCGACGACGCCAUGGGCAACAAGGAGUCCCGCAUCGGCUUCCUCAGUUACGACGAGGCCUUGCGAAGGGUGACGGACCUAGAACUGAAACGGCUGAAAGAUGCCUUCAAGAGGACCUGUGGCCUCUCCUGCUACAUGAGCCAGCAGUGCUUCAUUCGGGAUGUGCUGGGAGAUGGAGUCCCUCCAAAAGUGGCAGAGGUCAUCUACUGCUCUUUUGGCGGCACGUCCAAAGGCCUGCACUUCAAUAACUUGAUUGUGGGCUUAGUCCUCCUGACAAGGGGUCGAGAUGAAGAGAAAACAAAAUACAUUUUCAGCUUGUUCUCCAAUGAAUCUGGGAGCUAUGUUGUCCACGAAGAGAUGGAGAGGAUGCUCCUUAUGGUUGACGGGAGGGUCCCAGAGUCUCUCAAGAAAUGUUUCUCUGAGGGCGAAAAGGUAAACUACGAGAAGUUCCGAAACUGGCUGUUGUACAACAAAGAGGCCUUCACGUUUUCCCGCUGGUUGCUGUCUGGUGGGGUGUACGUUACGCUUACGGAUGACAGCGACACCCCCACCUUCUAUCAAACGCUUGCUGGUGUCACGCACCUGGAAGAAUCUGAUAUCAUUGAUCUCGAAAAACGGUAUUGGCUCCUAAAAGCUCAAUCGAGAACCGGGCGCUUCGACUUGGAAACUUUUGGACCCUUGGUUUCCCCACCGAUUCAUCCGUCUCUGAGCGAAGGUCUGUUUAAUGCCUUUGAUGAAAACCGUGACAAUCACAUAGACUUCAAAGAGAUAUCUUGUGGACUUUCAGCCUGUUGCCGGGGACCGGUGGCCGAAAGACAGAAAUUUUGCUUCAAGGUUUUCGAUAUUGACCGGGACGGUGUUUUGUCUCGUGUGGAACUUGAAGAAAUGAUGGUCGCCCUUUUAGAAGUUUGGAAGGAUAAUCGGACGGAUGACAUUCCUGAGAUGCACACAAACAUUUCUGACAUCGUAGAAGCGGUUCUCAAGACGCACGACAACACCAAGCUUGGUCACCUCACCCUGGAGGAUUAUCAGAUCUGGAGCGUGAAGAGCGCUCUUGCCAACGAAUUCCUGAACCUACUCUUUCAGGUGUGCCAUAUCGUCUUAGGUUUACGACCUGCUACUCCCGAAGAGGAAGGGCAGAUCAUAAGGGGAUGGUUAGAGCGGGAAAGCAGGUACGGCCUCCAGCCGGGACACAACUGGUUUCUGAUCGCAAUGCCGUGGUGGCAACAGUGGAAAGACUACGUCAAAUAUGACGCAAGCCCCGUUGUGAUCGAGCCUUCAUCCGUACUGAACGGAGGCAAGAACCUGCGACCAGGUCCCAGUUCCCGUACAGCGGAUCAGGGAGAAGACAAAGCGAGCGGCGUAAAUUACGUUGAAGAAAAGUUUUCAGAUAACAUUUCCUCCGCGUCGGAAGCCUCCGAGACCACCGGCAGCAAUUUCCUUCACGGAAGCAGCCCUACUACUGAGAUGUGCUUUGCCCGCCAGCUGAACUCUUCGGACAACAACAACCAGUGCCUACUUGGCUCGAACGGGAAUGUGUUACUACAGCUCAGUCCGCAGCGGCCGGGAGCCAUUGAUAACCAGCCACUGGUCACGCAAGAUCCCAUGAAGGCUCCAACGUUGACUCUGGAAGGCGGCCGACUCAAACAGUCCCCGCCGUUGGUUCAAGGGAAAAGUUACGAAAUUGUCCCGGAGCCGGUGUGGAGGGCGCUUUAUCAUUGGUACGGUGCAAACCUGUCUUUACCCCGGCCGGUGAUUGUCAACAAUGCAACCCGCCACCCCGAACUGGAGCUCUUUCCGCGCUACCUGCUCUUCUUGCGCCAGCAGCCGGCCACCCGGACGCAGCAGUCCAACAUCUGGGUGAACAUGGGUAUGAUGAGCCUGAGAAUGUUUCCUCAUCAGUUGCCGAGAGGGAACGUGCCCUCUCCCAGUGCCCCCUUGAAGCGGGUCUUGGCCUACACGGGCUGCUUCAGCCGCAUGCAGACAAUCAAGGAGAUCCACGAAUAUCUCUCGCAGAGGCUGCGGAUCAAAGAGGAGGACAUGCGCCUGUGGCUGUACAAUAGCGAGAACUACCUUACGCUUCUGGACGAUGAGGACCACACGCUGGAGUACCUAAACAUCCAAGAUGACCAACACUUAAUUAUAGAAGUUCGGAACAAAGACAUGAGUUGGCCCGAGGAGAUGUCCUUUAUCGCAAACAGCAGCAAAAUAGAUCGGCAUAAAGUCCCGACGGAAAAGGGGGCCACGGGUCUGAGCAACCUGGGCAACACCUGCUUCAUGAAUUCCAGCAUCCAGUGUGUCAGCAACACACAGCCGCUCACUCAGUAUUUCAUCUCAGGCAGACACCUGUACGAGCUCAACAGGACAAAUCCGAUAGGAAUGAAGGGACACAUGGCCAAAUGCUACGGCGAUUUGAUCCAAGAGCUGUGGAGUGGAACGCAAAAGAACAUUGCCCCUUUAAAGUUACGGUGGACGAUAGCCAAGUACGCGCCUCGCUUUAACGGCUUCCAGCAGCAAGACUCUCAGGAGCUCCUGGCAUUUCUCCUGGACGGCCUCCAUGAGGAUCUGAACCGAGUCCAUGAAAAGCCCUACGUAGAACUGAAGGACAGCGAUGGGCGGCCCGACUGGGAGGUGGCUGCGGAGGCCUGGGAGAAUCACCUGCGGAGGAACCGUUCGAUCGUGGUGGACUUGUUCCACGGGCAGCUGAGGUCUCAAGUCAAGUGCAAGACCUGCGGCCACAUCAGCGUGCGCUUUGACCCCUUCAAUUUCUUAUCCCUGCCCCUCCCGAUGGACAGCUACAUGCACAUAGAAAUCAUAGUCACUAAGUUAGACGGCACGACCCCCGUUCGGUAUGGUCUGAGGCUGAACAUGGACGAGAAGUACACCGGGUUGAAAAAGCACCUCAGCGACUUGUGCGCCUUGAAGCCGGAGCAGAUCCUCCUGGCGGAAGUACACAGCUCCAACAUCAAGAACUUUCCGCAAGACAACCAGAAGGUCCGGCACUCGACCAGCUCCUCUUUGUGCGCGUUUGAGAUCCCAAUCCCUGGAUCCCCCACAUCGACUUCUUCGAGUCCUGUUCAAACAGAAUUCCACAACGGACAGCCGGCCAAUGGGGUGAUUGGGGGGCUGAUGAACGGGGACCUUCCCCGGUCCACCUUGAUCCCGAACGGGAUGCCCAACACGGUGGUGCCCUGCCGGAUGGAGAACGGCCUCUCCAACGCCAUGCCCAACGGCCACGCGCUCUCGCCUUCGGACAGCCCCUUCACCGGAUACAUCAUUGCCGUCCACCGGAAAAUGAUGCGGACAGAGAUGUACUUCCUUUCGGCUCAGAAGAACCGUCCCAGCCUCUUUGGCAUGCCCCUGAUUGUCCCCUGCACCGUCCACACGCGGAAGAGGGACUUGUAUGACGCUGUGUGGAUCCAGGUGUCCCGGCUUGCCAGCCCCCUCCCUCCCCAAGAGGCCAGUAACCAUGCCCAAGACUGUGAUGACAGCUUAGGUUACCAGUACCCCUUCACCCUGCGAGUGGUUCAGAAGGACGGCAACUCCUGCGCUUGGUGCCCCUGGUACCGGUUCUGCCACGGCUGCAAAAUCGACUGCUCCGAAGAGAGGGCUCACAUGGGCAACGCCAACCUCGCCGUCGACUGGGACCCCACGGCACUCCAUCUUCGCUACCAGACCUCACAGGAACGGAUAGCGGAGGAGCACCGGAGUGUGGAGCAGAGCCGCCGGGCCCAGGCCGAGCCCAUCAACCUGGACAGCUGCCUGCGGGCGUUCACGGGCGAGGAAGAGCUGGGCGAGGACGAGAUGUACUACUGCUCCAAGUGCAAGACCCACUGCUUGGCCACCAAGAAGCUGGACCUGUGGAGGCUUCCUCCCAUCCUGAUCAUCCACUUGAAACGCUUCCAGUUCGUCAACGGCCGCUGGAUCAAAUCCCAGAAAAUUGUCAAAUUUCCCCGUGAGGAUUUCAACCCGAGUGCCUUCCUGAUGCCGCGGGACCCCAGCUGCUGGGCGCAGAAGCCCGUGGCCCUGCCGCCCGAGGACCUUUCGGAGCCCCAGGCCCUGGCGGAGGAGUGCCGGAGGGCGGAGGUGCCGGCAAACACAUCCGGGGAAGGGGACGCCACGGCCAGGAGCCCCUCCUCCCUCGGCGCUCCCAACAUCCUCAACGACAUCAAAGGCUCCCCGUCUUCUGGCAGGAAGUGUGCCUCCUCCUCCUCCUCCUCCUCCUCCGGUUGCCCCUCGAAUAAAAACAUUAGCCCGACCGGGAGCCCCAGGACUUUGGGCCGGAGCAAAGGAGGGCGUCUCCGGCUGCCUCAGCUCUGCAAAAACAAACUCUCCGGCAGCAAGGAGGACCUGGACCUGGGCCGAGGAGAGAACGGGCCGGACCCGGAGGCCGGAGAGGGCGAGCUCUGCGCCCCUCCCGAGGCCGAGGGGACUUUGGCCAACGGCUACCUUUGCCAGCAGAACUCCCACAGCAGCGGAAGCAUCGACGGACAGCUGGACGCCCACGGACAGGAGGAGGAGGAGGCGGCCGAGGACCAAAGAGGAGAGAUCUGCGCAAACCCCAUCUACAACCUUUAUGCAAUUUCGUGCCAUUCAGGAAUUAUGGGAGGAGGUCAUUACGUCACAUAUGCCAAAAACCCCAACGACAAAUGGUACUGUUAUAACGACAGCAGCUGUAAGGAAUUGCAUCCGGACGAAAUUGACACGGACUCUGCCUACAUCCUUUUCUACGAGCAGCAGGGGGUCGACUAUGCACAAUUUUUGCCAAAGACGGAGGGCAAGAACAUGGCGGACACGAGCAGCAUGGACGAGGACUUUGAGUCGGACUACAAGAAGUACUGCGUCCUCCAGUGAGCGGGUCGGCACCUGCGGACAGCGGUUUUUAAUCCAAGCAGAAGAGCUCGGCGCCGCUUUUAUUUCGUUUUUAUUCUUUCCCUCUUGUGACCGGAAAGCACAACUAGGAGAAGAGGAAAUUGAAAAAUUACCCUAAGUAAUUAAAUAGCCGUUCCCCUGAUGAGAGAGUAUUGCUUUUCAUCAGACCGCGUGGGACAUUUGUCUUCUCACCGACCCUCUAAACAAACAAAACAAAACCAUAUUGGUCAUUUAUCUAUCUCUGACUUAAGACCAAGCCCGUUUAAGUUUCAGGUAACCCAACGUUAACCAUUGUUAAGCUGUUUGGGUUGGGUUUUUUAUUUUACAAAUAUAUUCAUAGGAAAAGUCUGAGAGCGGGGAUCAAUCACCCUUUGGACGCUCUCUCCAGAUCUAAAGAUGAAUCAACUUGUAGUGUUGUCUGUCGACGGCAUGAACCGGCUACCUCCUUUUAUUUUUCUGGUGUUUCAUUCUCUUUUUCAGCGAGGAAGGCUAAAAAAUAUAGGCCACAUGCACAAAAGCCUACAUCUUUAGGAAGAUUUUAAUCCCAUUGGCAUGCCAUUGGGAGCUUCCAUGUCACGGGGCAGCGGAUUCACUUUAGGCUUCAAAGGAGGUUCCUGAAAUAGUUUCCGCUCCUUGGACGAGUCCUUCAAAGCCUUCAGCAGACCCUAAACAGGCCACUGACACCACCGCUACUUGGAGGUAUUAGAAGUCAGUUGUGAUCUUAUUUAGGACUGAAAUUGUCACAAGUGUUGUCUCAGGUUGUGGACUUGAUGUUCUAGGUUGGCUUGGAGCAAGUGUCCUCUCCUUGAAGCGGCUUCUGGAAGUGGAAGGGAAGUCAGAACCAGGAGGAAAUUGUCCUAAACCUUGGGUCCCAAGUUACUAAAAGUUUCUCUGAAAAUGAGAAAUGUGCUCCACAUAUACCACCACUUUAACAGGCAUAACCGCAGGGGAGGUUUGGAAGGUAGGCAUGUCUAGGUAAGAAGGAAAUCAGGUUUAAUUUUGUUGCCAAUUGUAAGGUUUAUCGUUCAGAAGUUCGUCUUGGAAAGGAGUGGGGAGAUGGAACAUGAAAUCCCACCAAAAGAUCACUGAAGUUUCCUUGCGCCAAGCCCUUGAAGGGAGAAAAUUGUCCCAUCGUCCAGUAAAAUUCCCCCUUUAUAGACCGUAUUUUGUUAAAGGGCAGAUCUGUAGUCAGACCAAUUUAUUUACUACUAUAAUGCAUUACAGUAGAGUUCCAGUUAUCCGACGUACCGUAUUAUCCAUGUGGCCCAGAGUUCUUGCUGGAGGGACAAGAUUUUUUAUUCCGGAUUUUUUAUCCCGGCAAGCACCCAGCACAUUGGAGAAGUCCACUGCAUGUUGCUAAUCAUCAUAAUUAUUAUUAUUUAUACCCCGCCUCCACCUCCCCUGAAGGGGACUCGGGGUGGCUUACAGAUAAUACCAGAUUAAAAACAAUAACAAUAUACAUCAAUAAACAAAGAACAUACACAAAUUAUAAAGUUUUAAACAUCAACCUAUAGAAAUAAAAAAAACACAACUUAAUACAACAUGGAAUUAAAAACAGCGAGGUUAUGAUAAUAGACUAAGUAAAGUGCACAUUAUAAAAGUUGUAAACUCAAGAUAACAAAGUGCUGCAAAUUUGUUGGAGAUCAAUUUGGGAUGGGAGAGGCAGCAACACGCAUUUAUGUUGGAUAACCGGAACUCUACUGUCAUUUGAAACAUUAAACAUCCCAAUGGACAGGCCUGGUUUGUGCUUUGGAUAACCUUGUGGUCACCUCCCACCAAACGUUGUUUUUGAGCAGCAAAAGAAAACGAAAAUCCCCCCGUUUCUAGUAAAGAUUCCUCUCCAGACCUUUCAGUUCUUAUUACACUUUGAAGCAUCUGCCUCCAAAUGCUUCUGUUGGAAGUGUUUGGGACCAAAUCCCUGGUUUGGCUAAGCCCAAUUCCCUUGUUCCUUCCCAGCCGCUGCCACUCAUGAUGAAGAUACUACGGGUUGUAACUCCAAAUUGGAGACUAUGAUGGCCAAAUGGAGCGUUAUUUUUAAAAACUGGAAACAAAGGCACUGCUCUUGCUAAAUUCUUAAGGCAUUUUGGGCAUUUGGAUCCUAAAUUCUUUGGGCAUUUGGAUCCCUGUGAACCUUGCCUAGUGUUUUCGGACUGCCGCUCUCCACAAUCUCUCAAGUAGUGAGAGAUGAUGGGAUUUGUAGUGUGGGAAGGUAAACCAUUUUUCAAAUAAUCUAAUGGCCUACGUCUCGGCCAAAGUGAACAAUAGGGCGGUACAGUGCAAUGUUUUUGGACUUAAUUCUUUGGACUUAAUUCCCCGAAGGAAUUGUAGGAUGAAAUAUCGAGAUUUCGGGAUCCGUUGUGGAAAGCCAGUCCAGCCCAGUUGUCCCAUAAGUGGUAGCGAUGGAUUGUCAAACUACGUCUCUUCCAGAAGCUAAAUCUGACUCUCGUCCAGCUAUGAAGUGUCACAUUUUCAUUUUAAAACUUUGCCAAAACAGUGCGUGACCAGGCAACCUCAAUCCCUUUCCCCCUUAUUGAGAGAGUGUACUUCCCGUCAUGCAUUUCUCUCUCGUUUUCCCGACAUCGUCAAUCCAUUUUUUAAAAAACAAUUUCUUAAUUUAAGAUCUCUUUUGCGCGCCUCCUUUCCUUCCUCUUCUUUUGUCGCGGCUUCUGUUCCAGCACAAUCUACUAACGCCGUUCUCAUUUGUCGGGCUUUUGUUAUACCUCGGUUGUAAUUAUUGUUACUAUUUUUUUAAAGAAAAGAAAAAACAAAUUUAAAUUAAUUCCUAAAUCUUCACCAGAAACUUUAUUGCUAUUAUUAUUAUUAAGUUAACUUGUUAACCACAUUCAGCUUUGUAAAUUAUUGUAUAAAACUUAUUGACAAUGCACUGAAUUUAGAAAGACCCUGUACAUACGUACCGUGUAAAUAAUAAUUAAAAAAUAUUAAUGUAUUGGGAUAUGAACUGUAUAAAAAAAAGAAGUCUGAGUAACUGUAUAUGGAGUGAAUCUGUUUAUCUGUAACUAUAUUAUCCCGACCAAUUAAAUACUGUGGAUGCA
This is a messenger RNA of Anolis carolinensis (green anole), 8149 nucleotides long. It is a transcript of the gene usp32, whose product is annotated as ubiquitin specific peptidase 32. The transcript has 34 exons. The record is from RefSeq and is a predicted model, not a curated record. Gene Ontology annotation, biological process: protein deubiquitination. Bases 237 to 5078 code for a protein of 1613 amino acids. Gene Ontology annotation, molecular function: cysteine-type deubiquitinase activity; calcium ion binding. NCBI's taxonomy places the organism in Eukaryota, Metazoa, Chordata, Lepidosauria, Squamata, Anolidae. Gene Ontology annotation, cellular component: Golgi apparatus.